AAUUCCUAAUAAGACCAGCUAUUUUCUGUUUUAGAUUUUUGUUAAUAUAAAAGUGCAAUAUUUAUAAGCGAUCCAUGUAAAUAGCACCGUAUGUUCUAACCGGUGGAGUAUUUAUUGUGGUUAUUAUCUACACGCGUUAUUAAACAUUGUUCUAAUAAAUUAUAUAUUGUUACUAUUUCUACAGUAUGGCUGCGUUGUUUCGUAAAAGUGGCUCUUUACAAUGGCACCUUGUCGUCAAUUGCUUAUGUGGUCAGUGCCAUCAAUAGCUGUCUUGUUAGGAAUCUUUUGGUUCAAGAAAAAGAGAGAAUAUGCAAAAUCUGACCCAGGUGGAAGAGAAAGAAUAAAAAGUCUUCAAGAAGAACUAGCAGAGGCAUUGAGUGCUGAAGCUGAAAUUAGAAGAUUAUCUCCCCUGGGAAAGGCUGACCGUUCCCUCAUAAAAUCAGCUCCUAUUGAUAUUAUUCCUAAUGGUACUGGCUCACAAAGAUCUUCUCUUGAAUUAACAGAUGAAGAAGUUGAUUUGGAGAUUGAAAAGAUUAUAAGAAAAAAGUCACUUGACAAAGAAAAGAAAAUGUCUGUAGGUAGUGAUAACUAUAUGGAAAGUGUAAAGGUGAAGGAGAAUCCUUGUGUUAUAAAGGAAGUACAGUGUGAUAUAUACUCAUCUUUCAGAAUAGAUAUGACUUGUGAAAGCAGAGAAAACUUGUGUUCUUCCAAAAUUAAUGAAGAUUGUGGAACCUCAAUUGCAAUGGAAAAUGACCAUGAUGAAGUAUCUGUCAUCAAUUCUCAGGUGAAUACACCUAAACUUGAAGUCUUCCCAUCUCAAAGCAAUCUAUCUGAAAAUACAACAGAUAAUAAAUCUGAAGAUUUAACUGCAACCAACAAUGAAACUGAAGAAUCUAGAAGUAGAGAGGAACAAAUGGAUGUACAAGAUACAUAUUCAGACUCACAGCCAAGAAGAAUUUCUGAAAGAGAUUCGGCCAAUCAUAGUCCGGUAGACCCCAUGCUGGCAAGCCCAUCCAUGUGUCACUUUUCAGAUGAUCAUAGUGAGGGUUCUAGUGACAGUGGUAAAGGAUGUUCAGAGGCCGCUAGCCCUCCUCCAACUAACAUGAAUAUUAUACCUUCUGAGGCUGGUUUGAGAAUACACCAGUUCUUAAUACCUACAUCAUUAGUGGGACUUUUAAUAGGAAAAUGUGGUUCAUUUGUGACAUGCAUCAAAGCAAAAACUGGUGCAACAGUAUAUGUAAGGAGACAUCCAGAAUUAUCUAAACAGAAAAUUUGUGCAAUUGAGGGUACUCAAAGUGAAAUUGAAGCAGCAUUAGAAAUGAUUAAAGAUAAAUUCCCUGAAAAGAGAUUCCCAAACUUUACCACACAGGAGAUCAGUGCGGAAUUAUAUCAACGAUUGGCACCCUUAGUACCAGAGUACCUUCAAUUGCAGCUAGUGGAGUCCGUGAACAACGACACCAUCCUCACGUGUCUCGUAAGCGCGGGUCACUUCUUCCUGCAGCAGCCGCUUCACCCCACUUUCCCCUCGCUGCACGUGCUGCAUCGCCUCAUGGUCGACACCUACCAGAACCCGGACGUACCGACAUUGCCGCGCCCGGUGAAAGAGGGUUCAAUUUGUGCGGCACCGACUGAAAACAACUGGUACCGCGCACAAGUCUUGUCGACGUCUGAAGAAACCGAGACAUCUGUGGUGAAGUUAGUCGAUUACGGCGGUUACCUUACCGUCGAUAACGACCAGCUGAAACAGAUCCGCUCGGACUUCAUGACGGUGCCUUUCCAGGCCACUGAGGCUCUCCUUGCGUUCGUCAAACCCGCGAAUAAUGAGCCAGAUUGGAGUAGCGAGGCACUCCGCAUAAUGGCGGGUCUGACGGCGGGACAGAUGUUACACGCGCAGGUCGCUGGUUACGACGAGACUGGACUACCCUUAGUACAUCUUUACCUUACCCUCAACCCACAGCAAGUGAUAUACCUGAACCGUGAGCUGGUGGAGCGCGGGCUGGCAGAGUGGGAAGCGCCGGCCGACUCGUGAGCUUUCUUCGCAUCUGUCGCCGUAGUAUCAUAAGACAAGUAGUUCUACUAGAAGAGCGAUCGUCCGUUUCGUAACUACUUCUCUUACCAUACUAUGCUCCCCUCGAGUCUAGUUCGCGUCCGGCGCACCCGUCGCCCUGAGUUCCUCCUUCGGUAAGUAUGGCGCCGUUUUCAAACAUUAAUCAAAAUUGGUUCACUCAAAUAUUUCCAUAUCCUUAUGAAACAUCCGCAUUUAAUAUUUUGAGUUCCCAAUUUUAGUUAAUGUUUCAAUAUUGCGCCGGUAGAUUUAAAAUUAACGUAAUGCUCGGUGACGUCACACUGCUCGAACUGAGAUACCGUAUGUUAGUUUGUUUUGACUUGUUUUGUUACAUUUAACUGUAAUACCCCAGGAUAACGUUAUCCUAACUAUUUUACUUACAAAUAAGUAUGUAAUUCCGACCUUCAAUAUCUUACGGAAGAACUUUAAUUUUAAACGAUGACAAAUUGUCUCCUAGUGUUAAGAAGUUAUUCUGCGAUUGUUUAGCUUCAUUGAAAUAUAUCGGAUCGUAUUAAACGUAUUUAGCGGCGUAUAAAUUAGUUGGUCAGGAUGCUCAUUAUAAUAAUAUGUGGUAGCACUGCCUUCUGCAUUUGACUAAGCGAGAACCGUUGUUGCGUCACAGUAUAUGACAUUGGCGAUCGUUGCCUUGAAUCGUGCCUUUCAGCGUUAAUUAGUUUCCGGUAAUGUCUAGAGCUAACUUUGGUGUUCUAACCCAUUACAAGUUAACCAUGCAAGUUAUAUUUAGUUCAUGAUCGCGGUUAUACUUUAUCGCUGUGUGUGUGUUAAAUUGGAUGUGAGAUAGAUAUAUUUUUACACUCGUAUGCUUUUUGUAAAUUGUAUAAAUUGUAGAAUACAAAGUUGAUUAAAAUAAGAGUACAAUAUAACGUUGUGUGGUUGCUUCGUGUGUUGAUGAAUUCUUGUACGUCGGCAGUAUCGCUACUUUGAUUUGUCUUAACUUGAUUCUCAAAGCAGUUAACAGCAAACUUGCAUUUCAAGCACUCAAAUACCUAUCUUUGCUGACUUUUUUCUUUGGUUUCAUAUUAAUAUCUUAAAACUGCGAUAGUCAAGGAUUCGAUAGUAAUUAAUAAAUUUAUAAUGAGCAUGUUGAUGUCCUGACUUAGAAUAAAAGUGUACAUACUAGAAAAUUUAAGUAGUUACUGUUUACGAAAGUUUGAAAUUUGUGUUCUCUAUAUAUUUCAGUAUUUGAUGUGUUUGGAUAUAGGUGUUUAGUGAUUUAUUUUUGAAACUGCAAUUGCGUAGUUACUCGGUAACAUCGUAGUGCGUCGGCUAAUUCUUAAAACUUAAUGUAGUGACUUGGUAUAAUGCAACUAAAUAAAUUGACCUCAUUCACUUCUAAAAUGUGACGUAUUAUAAAGACGUUGGAGUGAAUCGGUUGAUGUUACAUAGCAGGCUAUCGGUUUGCAUUUUGUUGAAGUCCUUUUUUGUAUAUAAACUAAUAUAUUUGCGGUUAAAUCAAUAAAUUAUCGUUUUAAAAAUUA
Pieris napi is the source of this 3564-nucleotide messenger RNA. RefSeq names its product A-kinase anchor protein 1, mitochondrial (gene spoon). Bases 221 to 2029 code for a protein of 602 amino acids. The record is from RefSeq and is a predicted model, not a curated record. Lineage: Eukaryota; Metazoa; Arthropoda; Insecta; Lepidoptera; Pieridae. The transcript is spliced from 8 exons. Gene Ontology annotation, molecular function: RNA binding.